AUGCCAAUUUUCAAUAUAGUCGUAAGACCAGUGACUGGAUACAUUACCGACCGUUGGCGUUGUCGCAAACAAGUAUUUAUGUAUGCUUCACUGUUGAAUGCGUUUGUCACUCUGCUCAUACACUUCACUCCCGAUUUCAACGACAUAGGACUCGCYGAAUACUUGGACAUCAUGACGCAUUGGAAAUUUUGGAUUUUUUUGGUCGUCAUAACAGUCAGGAUGUUGCUUUGGAUGGUAGGAGACGUUCUCCAAGAUACGAUCUGUUUCGAAAUCUUGGGUGACGACAAAAAGAGUUAUGGAAGACAACGGGUUUGGGGAGCUGUUGGUUGGGGAAUAUCUUCACUGUUGGUCGGCGGAUGCGUGGAUUGGUACAGCGUGAAUAGAGAGCACAAAAACUACUUUCCAGCGUAUUUAAUAGCUAUGRCUUUCCUGCUCUGUCAUUUUAUUGUUGCAUCUCAGCUAGACAUCGAGAAAAUUGUUUUCCUAUUCUACCGUAUAAGAACUUCGCCAAUGACACCGUACCUGACYACCAUUGCCAAACAACGGGGCUACUCUCCACGGCUGGUGGGCGCCKUUUUCUCAGUGCUGCCUCUCGCCGCAGUAUUCGCCCAUCCCGUUUUCGACAUCAUGGCCUAUCAUUUCCGAUGCCAAAAGACCAUGUUCAUGAGCUUUGUCAUCGUGCUCCUUCAAAUAACUACUUCCUACGAGCUCAUACCUGACCCACCAGCGGAUGUCGACAACAGGCGGGACGAGAUCGCGCUUGCCACACACCAGUUCUGGUUAUUUUGCGCCUUCUUGGCGGUCAGAUAUAUCAUCAUAUAUCACGAUCAACGUCAUCACCACUUUAUUGGAAACCAUGUGCUUGCAAGCCUUGGGUAG
Diuraphis noxia (Russian wheat aphid) is the source of this 879-nucleotide messenger RNA. Its product is annotated as major facilitator superfamily domain-containing protein 6-like. Gene Ontology annotation, cellular component: membrane. The record is from RefSeq and is a predicted model, not a curated record. NCBI's taxonomy places the organism in Eukaryota, Metazoa, Arthropoda, Insecta, Hemiptera, Aphididae.